Clonostachys rhizophaga is the source of this 1293-nucleotide messenger RNA. Lineage: Eukaryota; Fungi; Ascomycota; Sordariomycetes; Hypocreales; Bionectriaceae. The record is from the annotation of a GenBank genome assembly.
AUGGUGGCAUCGCAGCUCAAGUCUGCGAGGAUGGCGGCUCACCUGGCCAAGCAUGUGAAAGCCGCCCGAAGCUUCUCCAGCACCACAGCAUUCCGCCGCGAGAUCCAAGACGCAUACAUCUUAAGCGCCGCCCGAACACCUACUGCCAAAUUCAAUGGCUCAUUUACCACCGUCCCCGCGCCCAAGCUCGGAGCUACAGCAAUCAAGUCGGCAGUCGAGAAGUCUAAUGUGCCCGUCGAGAAGAUUACCGAGGUCUAUAUGGGAAACGUCAUCUCGGGCUCCAUAGGCCAAGCUCCAGCACGCCAGGCCGCCAUCUUCGCUGGCCUGCCGCAGUCGGUUGAGGCCAUCACCAUCAACAAGGUAUGCGCCUCGGGUCUCAAGGCGGUCGUCUUUGCCGCGCAGAACAUUCAGCUUGGACUGGCAGAAGCGCAGGUUGCUGGUGGAAUGGAGAAUAUGACCAGAAUACCGUACUAUAUUCCUCGCGCAAGCAACUUGCCACCUUUCGGGCACGUCCAGUUGGAGGACGGUUUAAUCAAGGACGGACUAACGGACGUUUACGACAAAUUCCAUAUGGGCAACUGCGCCGAGAACACCGUCAAGAAGUAUGGCAUCACCAGGGAGGAGCAGGAUGCGUAUGCCAUUCAGUCGUACAAGAAUGCCCAGGAGGCCUGGAAGGCCAAAGCUUUCGCUGAUGAGAUCGCACCCGUCACUGUGUCUAGCAGGAAGGGCGAAACCAUCAUCGACACCGAUGAGGGCUUUCUCGAUGUUAAACUCGAAAAGAUCCCCACUCUUAAGCCGGCCUUCGUUCGCGAUGGUACCGGAACUGUCACAGCCGCCAACUCAUCAACUCUCAACGACGGCGCCAGCGCACUGGUCCUCGGCAGCAAAGCUAUUGCUCAGCAGUAUGGCAGUGGAUCGAGGGUCUUGGCCAAGAUUUGCGGCUAUGCUGAUGCAGCCAUUGCACCCAUCGACUUCCCCGUCGCUCCAUCUAAGGCUGUUCCCCUCGCUCUAGAGCGGGCCGGUAUCACCAAAAAUCAGGUCGCCGUUUGGGAGUUCAACGAGGCAUUCGCAAGUGUGAUCCUCGCCAACCAGAAGAUCUUGGGACUGGAAGGUGCCAAGGUCAACCCUCUCGGUGGAGCCAUUUCACUAGGCCAUGCUCUUGGAAGCUCCGGUUCACGUAUCCUGACAACCUUGUUGCACCAACUGAAGCCUGGCGAGUAUGGUGUUGCGGCUAUCUGCAAUGGCGGCGGCGCUGCUACCGCUGUGGUAGUCCAACGGGUUGAGUCCGUGUAA